Messenger RNA from Dujonia railenensis, 4287 nucleotides. Lineage: Eukaryota; Fungi; Ascomycota; Pichiomycetes; Serinales; Debaryomycetaceae. The record is from the annotation of a GenBank genome assembly.
AUGUCUGGCCAGAACCCCACAGAACAACAACCACAGCCUGUUAAUACUCUUGCAGAGUAUGAAACUGGGGUCUCCAAUGGAGAUGUCGAUUGGUUGUUUCGUGGUAAGUCGAAGAAACUCACUAAAAAGAUGAAUAGUCAAAAUCCUUCGGUUUCCGCUGCUACCGCCAACACAGGUGCCUCCGAUAAGGAAAGGAAACAAAGUCUCGACGAGCACAAGGAUAUUUCAAAUAAAAGAAGAGACAGUGCUGUGUCUCAACAAGCUACCAUACUGGCGGCCCAACCUGCUGGUGCUGCUUCGAGUGCUGCUGCACUUUCGCCACUGACACCAGCUAGUGGCAAUUCAAAGACAAUCUCUCCAGUAUCAACCACAUCCAGCUCCAAAGGAAACCUUCUCAAUAACAGCAACAAUGGUUCCACAACUCCAGCAUCUGCAUUAAAACCUUCCUCCACCGAAGUACCGUCCCACAAGGCAGAACAGCCUCCUGUAGAAGAAAAGAUCUCAAAGCUAGACAUUUUCAAGAUUGGAAGAAGCAGAUCAUCAUCUGAGUCCUCGCAGACUCAACCAUCAAGAAGAAGAAGUAGUGUAGGGUUUAUACCCACCCCUUCACCUCCUCAAAACAAUAUAUCUCCAAAGAAUUCUGUAAAGCAUCUGAGUGUCAGCAGUGCCGGCAGCGGCAAUUCUGUUCAAAGUGAAACACCAUCUAUUUCUAGAUCUGGAUCUACUAGCAAGAGGUCGUUAUUCAGUUCAAUUUCAUCAAAAUUCAAGGGAAGUGGGCAAAACGCAGGUCAGACUGCCUCAAGUUCUUCUAAUUCGACUUUAAACGGUACUGGGGUAAACAUUACUGAUACAUUUGUCCCAGAUCCAACCCCUACAAAUGCAGUCGAUAAUACCCGGUCUAGAUCGGAUUCCGGUACUGGAAUAUCCCCUACUGAUAAGACUCAUGGUCAUCACGGUCAUCCAUUACUGAAGCCUCAAUUAAACCUCCUUGGAGUCUCAAACAAUAAUCAGAGCAGUAACCAGGACUUAAUUGCAAUGACAAAUAAACCACCAGAUGGAAUCCCUAAAAGAAGAACAAGUUCCAGCAGUAAUUCGUCGACCAGCAAACAGCAACAACACCAGCAUCAAAGUCCUCUGCUUGCUAAAAAUCUGCCUGAUACUCAACUGCAAGAGCCACAUUCUAAAAAAGAAAAACCAUCCGUGCCUACUCCAUUGUGCACGAUCAAUGACGACAAAUUCGAGUCUGAUGAAACUGUAAAUGUUAAUUUGCGUAGAGUGACAUUUGCUAUUGACAAAUUGGCAUUCGACCCCCAACAACAAAUUCCAUCAAGGCGCCCCAAGAAGGGUAACGUUUUGAUUCCAGAAGACUUAGUUGCGGCUCCCCCAAGAUUAUCGCAAGGAAUUUCACUCAGUGAUGGUAAGAAUCCAAUCCAAGUCGAGUCAAACAAGUGUAGUGAAAAAGAAUUAGCACAGGCUAUUGACGCUCAGAAGAAAGCUUUAAUCGAAGCUGCAAAGCAUGCCCAUGAAGCUCAUUUCGCAGCUAAAAGGAUUGCUAAUGAGGUGGCACAGUACAAGAUCAAGUUGUCGUCUAAGGACCAGAGAAGAAAAUCAGUUGAUUACGAUGAGGAAGAACUAGCUGCAGAAAGAGAUGCUGAGGCCGAUAGAAUAAAUUACUCUCAGCAUGAAAUCGAAAUUGAUAAGCCAUUGCAUGUUCAUGAGAACUACUUUCCUGGCGAAGAAAAUGAUGAUUUGAAGAGAACUUCUGAUGAUAUGGAUGAUCAGGAUAUAAUUGAUAGCUUGUCAUUGGAAACAAUUUAUACUAGAUGUUGUCAUUUGAGGGAGAUUUUACCCAUUCCAGCAACGUUAAAGCAAUUGAAGAAUAAAACUAAACCAUUGCAAGUUUUAAAAUUAUUAAAUCCAAAGCCAACAUUGAUCGACGUCUUAUCUUUCUCAGAUUUCAUUGCUAUUACUCCAAUCAACACAAUUAUUUUCGAUAAUGUUACGAUGACAACUGAAAUGCUAAAGCAUUUCCUUUCUUCAUUGGUCUAUAACAGAUAUUUGGAAAAGUUGUCCUUAAGAAACGUUGCAAUGGAUGACAUAGGUUGGAAAUAUUUAUGUCAAUUCUUGUCUAAGAAUAAAACUGUUAAAAAGUUAGACAUUUCUCAACAGAGAAUUAAACCUGAUACUCCGGCUUCGUUGAUCAGAUCCUCUAUGGAUUGGCCAAGCUUUAUAGAGGCAUUGGUUGAAAGAGGUGGUAUUGAAGAGUUGGUUAUCAAUGGUUGUAAACUUACAGAUGAAAUUUUCACAGAGUUGAUCGAAAAAGCUGCAAAUAAAACCUAUCGGUUAGGAAUUGCUGCUAUCGAGCUAAACUUGCAUAAGGCACAGGUUGUUGCAGAUUGGAUCGGAAGACCUGAAUCUAGAUGUGUUGGAGUUGAUAUAGCAUUUAAUAAUUUGAAUGGUGGUCUUUUGAAACCAUUCAUCAACUCCUUUAAUAGGGGGAACCAAAAAUUAUUAUUCUUUUCGUUGAAUUCAACUAAAUUAAAUAACGUUGAAGAAGUCGGAGAGUUGCUUAGGUCUUUAACGAAGGUAAAACUACUAAGAUUUUUGGAUUUACUGUCGUUGCCAGAUCUUUUCCCGGGUAUUAUCAGUAGAUUAAAUAAAUAUCUUCCUAUGUUGAAAGACUUGAGAAGAAUUCAUUUUGAUUUGAAUGAUUUGACACCACAAUCUAUUGGUGCAAUUGCUGAUAUCUUACCAAAAUGUGAAGGCUUAUUCCAUGUAUCCUUUUUAGGUAAUAGAAACUUAGAUCAUGGAGCUGCGGGAGUUUUGUAUACUGCAGUGAAGAUGUCUAAAUCAUUGUUCACCUUAGACUUGGACUAUGAUUUAGUUUCUGAUGAAUUAUCACAAAGAAUGGCGUUUUAUUUGAUGAGAAACAUGGAUAUAACGAUGAACAGCGAUGCUAAUAAGUUGUACAUCGCAGACCGUGAUGAUGAUGAAGAGUUGAUGUUUGAUGGCUCAUUGUUGAUGGAAACUGCAGAGAAACUUAUUGCUGCUAAUGACAAGGAAAAUAAGGAAGAUCCAAAGAUACAGAGAUUGAUUACGAAUGCAUUAAUUGAAAGAACCAGAGCUGUUAGGAAAGAUAUCCAUAAGACCAUUGAUACAUUAUUUUUGAAAAGAACUCAAGGAACUUUAACGCUAGAGGGAAAGGAGACUUUACUAAGAUUUUGUUUACUCGAUAGUUCCUUGGAAAAAGUGUUCCAUAUGUUUGAAGAGCAUGCUAAGAACAAUGCCUUGGGCGGUCAAGCACUUUCUCCUUCCCCCUCAGUAGAAGGUGCUAUUGAUGGGAGAAUCGGUUCUGAAAACACUCCAAGUACAUUAGGACCUGCAGGUUUGAGUAAAAUUGUCAGAAACAAUUCUGUCGAGUUGCCAACAACAAGGCUUUCUCCACCUUCACCUACAACAACUGGCUUAGGCUCCAAUGUUUUAAAAUCCAUUGGAAAUGCCCUCAGUCUCAAUAUGCCCUUACAUGAUACUUUGCAUGAAUCUUCGAGUGAAAUGAUUACUGCUGGUCCUAUAUUAUCUCCCCACAACACGGCGGAUUUGAAUAAUCAACAAGGUUAUUUUACAGAUCAGACCUUCCAGCCACACACAGUUGUUGUAGACUCUUCAUCUGAUGGUAAAGAUGUGCCUAUAGACUACUUGACUGGUAGACCAGUACUAAUGAGAUCGAUAUCUCAAACUUCAGCUCAUGCAAGGGAACAAGAAGAAGAAGAAGGGGAACUUCAUAAGUUUGGAUUUUACAUGCAGCAAAGAAAUAGUCAGAACGAUGUUGUCGAUGAUGCAAAGAAUAUUAGGGAUAUCCCUACGCUUAAUGUUUUACCUUCAGGAUCGGAGCUCAGAGAUGCGAUUAUUACUGCGAAGGGUAUUGAAAGUGUAACUGAUUUAAUUGACAAUAUUAAUAAUAACAGAGUUAGUUUGGACAGAAUUUAUAACGUUAGCGGUCUGCAGGAUAAUAGCACUAGUGAAUUUAAUGCUGCAGGACCACCUCAUAGUAAAAUUGGCGGGGUUUCAGCAUCAACAUCUAAUGCUUCGCCAAGUGCCAGCGCUGGCACUACGAAUGAUCCUUCAAAUUCUCCUGAUUUAGAUGAUGUAGUAUCCAUUGAUUCAAUGGAGUCAAAUGAUAAAAAUGGAGAUAAUUUAGAAGGUCAUGACGUCAAUGCUGUCGUAGACGAAGUCUAUGAUAAACUUCUAAAUGAUGCACAGAGGGUAAGAUCGAACAAACAAGAAUAG